AGCCGCGGUCGGGAGGGCAGGUAGGCCUGGGCGCGCGAUGGGGCGCGGGAGUCCAUCCGGCGGCCAGUGGAAGCGCACGGCUGGCGGAACGCAGGCAGCGCCGAGGGCAGCCAGGCGAACGCUGGGGCUUCGGCGGCGCCUGUCGGAGGCGGGGCAGGAAGGCCGGUGCAACGCCUGAGCCUCGCCGGGCGUGGGGAGGGGGCUCGGCCCGCAGUCCCCGCUGGGGGUGACCCCCCCACCCCAGGCCUCUUCAGAGGACACGUGUCAGUACGUUGUCGUCUCACCCCAUGUCAUAGCCCCUCCCCCAGGCCUGGGAUCCCCCGUCCGUCAGGCUCCAUUAUCCCCAGGCCCAACCCCCCUGUGACCCGCGCGCGGUCCCGGCCGGAUCCCUCUCCUCCCUGGCCCGUCUCCCUGGGCGGCGAGCGGCCCUGCCCCCGCAGAAGACACUUGUCACCACGUUCUCACCCCUGUCAUCUCACCCCUCUGCGUAACUCACCCCAGGCCUAGGGACUCCGGCCCACUGUCCCCGGACCCAGCCCCUCGGCUGACCGCAGGCUCGGCCCUGGCCCCCGCCCGGCGCGUCUCUCCCGGCAACGCGCCGCGACCCGGGAUGCAGCCCGCAAGCUGGGCGACCGUCAGGGAGGCGGCGGGCCGUGACGUGCUGGCUGCCGACCUCCGCUGCAGCUUCUUUGCCUCGGCCCUGCAGAGCUACAAGCGCGACUCUGUACUGCGGCCCUUCCCCGCAUCCUAUGCCCGCCACGACUGCAAGGACUUUGAGGCCCUGCUUGCAGAUGCCACUAAGUUACCCAACCUGAAAGAACUUCUCCAGUCCUCAGGAGACAAAGACACAUGGGCCUGGGACCUGGUGAGCUGGAUUUUAUCCUCAAAGGUCCUGACAAUCCACAGUGCAGGAAAGUCAGAGUUUGAAAAGAUCCAAAAGCUGACUGGUGCCCCUCACACGCCUGUCCCCGUGCCGGACUUCCUGUUUGAAAUUGAGUACUCCGACCCAGCCAACGCCAAAUUUUAUGAGACCAAAGGAGAACGAGACCUAAUCUACGCCUUCCAUGGGAGCCGCCUAGAAAACUUCCAUUCCAUCAUCCACAAUGGCCUGCACUGCCACCUGAACAAGACAUCCUUGUUCGGGGAAGGGACCUACCUCACCAGUGACUUGAGCCUGGCUCUCAUUUAUAGCCCCCAUGGCCUUGGGUGGCAGCGCAGCCUCCUGGGCCCCAUCCUUAGCUGUGUGGCCGUGUGCGAGGUCAUUGACCAUCCAGACGUCAAGUGCCAAACGAAGAAGAAGGAUUCCAAGGAGAUAGAUCGCAGGAGAGCGAGGAUCAAGCACAGUGAAGGGGGAGACAUCCCUCCAAAGUACUUUGUGGUCACCAAUAACCAGCUCCUGCGAGUGAAGUACCUGCUGGUGUACUCACAGAAGCAGCCCAAGAGCAGGGCUUCAAGCCAACUCUCCUGGGUUUCCAGCCAUUGGUUCACGGUCAUGAUAUCCCUGUAUCUGCUGCUGCUGCUCAUAACAGCCUUCUGCUACAGCUGUAACCCCUCCGCCCCAACCAUGGAUGAGAAAGGAAGGAGUCAGAGAACCGAUAGAAAACAAAGAGCAAAUCAAGUCAUCUUUUUCUAAAAAUUACAAACUGCUGAUUACAGCUGAAAUGGAACCAAAUGUUUGUUUUCUGAUUUUUUUUUUUUUAAGUAGCUAUUUGACAAAUUCGUCUUUGUGAGCUGAGUAAAAGGGGAAAUUUCUAAACCUAGAGCACCAUUUGGCCAGUGUCUACAGCCUCUUUCCUGGCCGUGUUUUAGAGAGAAGGAUUUGAGCUGCAGGCCUGCCUCCUGCUCUCCUUCUCACGAGCCUGCCUUGAUUGUGGCCUGUUGGCCACAGGUGCCCCACUGCAGGCCUUCUGUGAGCGGCUGGCCUUUGAGAUAGAGGCCUGCCUCGGUGUGCCACAGAUGUGUGUGGGCUGAGCCUCCCUCACAGGGCCCGCAAGUCUCUGGGACUCAGCCUGGGCUUUAGAUGUUCAGGAAAGCCUCAGGGUGCUCAGAGAGCCCUGGUUCCACCUGCUGUAUCCUCUGCCCCUCCCUUCCUGCCCCGUGUCAGCUGUCAUGGAGCCCUAUCUGAUUUAGGGGGGGAGAUUUCUGUAAAGAAUGUGGAAAUUAACUUUUCUAUAAUUUGUGAGGUUGUGAAAAAGCCACUAUCAUGGUUUUUACAUUGAAUAUUGGAGCAUUUCAGAAAUAAUAAAGGUAUUUUCCUAUUUUCCAA
This is a messenger RNA of Mesoplodon densirostris (Blainville's beaked whale), 2266 nucleotides long. It is a transcript of the gene PARP16, whose product is annotated as poly(ADP-ribose) polymerase family member 16. The transcript is spliced from 7 exons. Gene Ontology annotation, cellular component: membrane; nuclear envelope; intracellular anatomical structure. The record is from RefSeq and is a predicted model, not a curated record. Gene Ontology annotation, biological process: endoplasmic reticulum unfolded protein response. Gene Ontology annotation, molecular function: kinase binding; protein serine/threonine kinase activator activity; NAD+ poly-ADP-ribosyltransferase activity. Lineage: Eukaryota; Metazoa; Chordata; Mammalia; Artiodactyla; Ziphiidae. Bases 611 to 1633 code for a protein of 340 amino acids.